This is a messenger RNA of Paramacrobiotus metropolitanus, 2432 nucleotides long. Its product is annotated as chitotriosidase-1-like. NCBI's taxonomy places the organism in Eukaryota, Metazoa, Tardigrada, Eutardigrada, Parachela, Macrobiotidae. Gene Ontology annotation, biological process: carbohydrate metabolic process; chitin catabolic process. The transcript is spliced from 9 exons. Gene Ontology annotation, cellular component: extracellular region. The coding region runs from base 366 to 2180 and encodes 604 amino acids. The record is from RefSeq and is a predicted model, not a curated record. Gene Ontology annotation, molecular function: chitinase activity; chitin binding.
CUACAGUCUAUGUUUUGCAUACAUUACGAGUAUUUCAAGUACUGUACUAAUAUCGUCGAAAGAUUUGAACAUAGUAUGUAUAAAUAUAUAUGUUUAUUAGCGAUUCAAGCAGCCGUUGCACCUUGUUGAAAUCUGUGUCCACGCAUGUGACUCGGCACCCUGUUAUUUUCUGCAAAAACACUGCUUCUCCAGCCAUACCGCAUCCGACUAGAAGUAAAUGAGAUCGUUCACACAAGCCAAACGUUUUCGCUAACUGGACCAAAUUUAAUUCGCAUAUUGUAUAAUCAACAGCUGCAUUGGCACGGUCAUAAUUAUAAGAUUGGUCCAAAUCUAGUGGACAAUGGCAAAGCACAUUCCAGUAAGGUAUGCGUGAACCGGAAAGAAUCGAGAUGACGUUUAUGUCGUCAAAACUGAAAAUUUCUACUGGGCCGGAUAUCCAGCUCCUCACUGUCCGAAUAGAGAAGAAAAUUGCGCGCCAGCGGACGACAGCUAGAGUAACGCCGAAUAUCCAGGACAGCCAUAUAGGUUGGCCACUGCAGAACAAGCCACCAAAUACACCUCCUAAGAGGAAGAUGGUCACGGGAAAGUUAAAAGAUCCCCAUUUUGAUCUUCCACACCGGGGAUGUUACUUUACCAACUGGUCACAAUACAGAAAGGGCAAAGCCAAGUUUACCGCUGCUGAUAUUGAUCCGGAUUUAUGCACGUAUAUUGUUAUUGCAUUUGCCAAGAUUGAGAACAACACGCUCGUACCGUUAGAAUGGAACGACGAAGAAACUUUUCGGCGUUUAAAUCAGUACAAGUUGACUCAUCCAAACCUGAAGAUUUUAUUAAGUGUGGGAGGAUGGACACUCAGCAAUCAGCUGGUGGCAGUCUCCGAGACAUUUGAAACUCGUCACGCUUUUAUUACUUCUACGGUGGUCAGUUUAAGAAACUGGGAACUGGACGGACUGGAUGUUGAUUGGGAAUAUCCAGACGCAGCGACAAAAGAAGAAUAUUCUUCACUAUUGCUGGAACUGAGGGAGGCAUUUGAAAAGGAAGCCAAAAGAUCAAAGAAAACCCGAUUGAUAUUAGCAGCUGCAGUGCAUUUCACAUCGGACGGAGGAUAUGAUGGACGGAUAAUGAAUCAGGCAUUGGAUUUUCUUAACGUAAUGGCUUAUGAUUUGCAUGGGGCUUGGAUUCCGGACAAAAUCGGCCAUCACGCGCCGUUGUUCAAAGGUCCAUUUGCCGAAGAAUCCCCCCAAUCCGUUGCAGCCACGAUGAAGUCGUGGGAGCUUCUGGGCAUUCCGAAGCAUAAACUGAUACUAGGUCUGCCGAUGUAUGGCCGCGGCUGGCUCAUGGCCAGUCCGCUGGCAUACAGCCUGGGAUCGCCUGCCAAGGGUGCCAUAUCCACCAGCAAGUUCACCAGUGAAGCUGGUGCAUGGCCCUAUUAUGAGAUCUGUGACAAAUUCAAAACGGACAAUGCAAGUUAUGUAUUUGAUAAACAAAUUCAAGCCGCCUAUGCCUUUACCAAAGACUACUGGAUAGGAUUCGAUGACCGACUGACCGUAGCUGCCAAGACGAAAUGGGCAAAAACAAACGGCUACGGUGGUGUUUAUAUUUGGGAUUUGGCGCAAGAUGAUUUCCACAAUAUUUGUGGCUUAGGAAUCAAUCCCUUACUGCACGUUAUACGUGACAUUCUCACUAAUACGAGAACUUCUAACGAUUUCCCAAUCAUGGCGUCGCCUGGGACCACAAAAUUCCGGCCGACCACUUUAAGGAUGACCACCCAAACAACUACCAGGUCAACGCCAACCACGAUCAUACCGGAAACAACAACACCAGCUACAGUCAUGCCCCGGCGCGUUGCACACGAACACCUGGUGACUAAGCCCCGGGUGACCUUUUCCAUGGUGCUCGGUAACAGUCAACCCGUGAUACCCAGAAUAGCUUUGGAGAAACAAAUUUGUGACAAGAAUUUCUGCAUAUGGAGUGGACCGGGUUCAUUUGCAGUUGGCCGAUGCGAAUCACGAUACUGCGACUGCGAUGCAGGAAGUAAUCCAUACAGUCGGGAAUGUAAUGGUGGCUUGGUUUAUGAUGCGGCAAACAAAUACUGCAACUGGCAGGAACUUGUGGAGGGAUGCACUCGAUUUAACGGCGAAUCGCCGGAAGCGAUAUACGAAAACAAAUUUCUUACCACUUGAUCGGUCUACUUGUUUCCAUUUUAUUGUUUUUUAAAUGUUGUAUUCUUUCUGUUGGCGCUGGGACAGCUUGUAUGUAUUUUAGACAAAAGAUCUUACAAUGUAACGGUAAGCGCAAAGUGGCAAACUGCUCUGGGUCUCCUGAAUCUAUGCCAGCACAACUACAACCCGCUGCAAAGCGACAUAUUUUUGUAGCAGUUGGUAACCCAAACACAAAAAAUUUAAAAGUUAAUUACUGCACCAGGCUGCAGUGGU